AUGGCCGUGUGGUCAAGGCUCUUCCCCCAAUUCGCAUCUUCGCCGACACUACCCAUCGUCCUCAUCUAUUCUUUCUACCACAAUGUCGUCAGAAUCGUGGCCUCCAUCGCUAAAUGUCUAGGGCAAAUGACCGAAGCCAACAAGCAAGAAGCCCAAGCUGAGCUCAGACAGGUAAUUGCUGACGCCUUCGAAAAGCAUACUCUUUGGACCACCGAUUGGGCUGGUGUUCAGCUGAAAAGCCUGCUCCCCAAACCUGCACCUGUUAUCAGUCUCAAGCGGAAGAACAUCGACAGCCAAAACUCGAAUAAGAAAGCCAAAAAGGCGAAUAAAGCCUUCUCAAACUCCUAUCCGAAUGAGUACAACUACAGUGAUCAGGCUGCGCUUAACCGGAGAGCAGAGCGAUUCCAGCGUGAACACGAGAUCGAACGGACCAAGAAUGCGCCUCACAGUCACAGUCAUUCGUCCAAGGGCAAUCACUAUUAUAGUCAGCAUUAUUCUCAUCCUGCAUCAUCAGAAUCGCCAUUCGGAUCAAGAGAUGAACCUGAGGGGAAUAACGUGCGUUUUGACUUGUUGUACCUUCCUGGUGCCCAGAUGGUUUCUCAUAAGGAACAGGCCAUGAAUUGGGACAAGUACACUAUUGUUGGAACGUCGACAGAAAUCUUCAAGGAUUAUCUUCGUCUUACCAGUGAACCGAAACCAGAGACGAUACGUCCAUAUCAUGUUCUUCAACAAACCCUAAUAGAGCUUAAGAAACGUUGGAGAGAGAAAGUGUCGUACAAUUGGAUCUGCAGUCAGCUCAAGAGUUUACGGCAGGAUCUCACCGUACAACGCAUCAAGAAUGAGUUCAGCGUCCAAGUAUAUGAGAUCCAUGCACGAAUGGCAUUGGAAAGCAACGACAUGGUUGAAUACAACCAGUGUCAAGCGACUCUGAAGACACUUUACGAACUGGGAAUCCCAGGCAAAGUGGAGGAGUUUACUGCAUACCGCAUUCUCAUGCUUUUGCAUGGACGGAACCGAAGCGAAUUAAAUCUCUACGUAGGUCAGCUAACACCGAAACAGAAGGCGAAUCCCGCUGUCGCUCAUGCACUUGCCGUCCAACGGGCAUUGGCCACUGGCAACUACCAUUCCCUUUUUGAACUUUACCUGAACGCACCCAACAUGGGUGCAUACAUCAUGGAUCACUUCAUUGAUCGAGAGCGAGCUAGGGCGUUGCUGGUGAUCACCAAAGCAUAUUUAAAGGUCCCUUUGACGUUCUUGCAAAACGAGCUGGCGUUCGAAUCUCUGGAAGAGACUGUCAAGUUUCUACAAUCUCAUUCAGCAGCGUGCUUCGUUGAUCCCAGGCAUCCCGACAGCCAGAAGAUUGUCGAGUGUCGGCCGGCGCAUGCCAAACUCGUCCAGGUGUACGAAGAGAAGUACCGGAAAGUGGCUAUCAAGGGUGCCAUCUAG
Coprinopsis cinerea okayama7#130 is the source of this 1446-nucleotide messenger RNA. RefSeq lists its product as hypothetical. The coding region runs from base 1 to 1446 and encodes 481 amino acids. The transcript is spliced from 9 exons. The record is from RefSeq and is a predicted model, not a curated record. Gene Ontology annotation, cellular component: nucleus. Lineage: Eukaryota; Fungi; Basidiomycota; Agaricomycetes; Agaricales; Psathyrellaceae.